AUAACACCCCCCAGUUUAGCCUCUCUUCUCUCUCUCUAUUUAUAUUCCUCCCUUCCCAAAAACAGAAAAAAAAACAAACAAACAAACAAACAAACUCACAAACCAUAAUCACCACCACCACCACCCCAAAGUUGAUUCUAGAAAAAGAAAGAGCGUGUGUGAUAGUUUUAGAGGGAGAGAGUAAAAAUGUCGUGGCAGACAUAUGUGGACGAGCACUUGAUGUCUGAUAUCGAUGGCCAGAGCCAACACCUCGCCUCCGCCGCCAUCAUCGGCCACGACGGCAGCGUCUGGGCUCAGAGCUCUUCCUUUCCUCAGGGGUUACACCUAGCGGGCACAAAGUACAUGGUCAUCCAAGGAGAGCCUGGAGCUGUCAUCCGUGGAAAAAAGGGAUCAGGAGGACUCACUAUCAAGAAGACUGGGCAAGCUCUAGUGUUUGGUAUAUACGAGGAGCCUGUAACUCCUGGACAGUGCAACAUGGUUGUUGAGAGGCUGGGAGAUUACCUCAUUGAUCAAGGCCUGUAGGCCCAGAUCAUGCCAUGAGAUCCUAGAACAUCUUGUCAUACACUGAUUUUCUUUUUCUUUUUUCUUUUUUCUUUUCUUUCCUUUUCUUUCUGCUUCGGAGCUUUGAAUUUUCUUCCUUCCAAAGACUUGAAAUGGAAGCGGAGUUGUUCCAGACAAUAACUGUGAAGACAUAAAAACAGUUGUUUGGUGUUUUGAGGUUUUUCCCUAAUUGGCAUUGUUUUCAUUCAUUCUUGAUUUGUAUGUGUAUUUCAAUUUUCACCA
Camellia sinensis is the source of this 783-nucleotide messenger RNA. The record is from RefSeq and is a predicted model, not a curated record. NCBI's taxonomy places the organism in Eukaryota, Viridiplantae, Streptophyta, Magnoliopsida, Ericales, Theaceae.